This is a messenger RNA of Sinocyclocheilus rhinocerous, 2667 nucleotides long. RefSeq names its product sodium/glucose cotransporter 1-like. Gene Ontology annotation, biological process: transmembrane transport; sodium ion transport. Lineage: Eukaryota; Metazoa; Chordata; Actinopteri; Cypriniformes; Cyprinidae. Gene Ontology annotation, molecular function: D-glucose:sodium symporter activity. Bases 1 to 2667 code for a protein of 888 amino acids. The record is from RefSeq and is a predicted model, not a curated record. The transcript has 21 exons. Gene Ontology annotation, cellular component: plasma membrane.
AUGGGUGAAGAUUAUUUUGGAUUCUCUUGGAUACGCAAUGAGAACAGAAAAAACAUCACCAUAUAUAUUAACAAUCCAGCGGACAUCUCAGUGAUUGUUAUAUAUUUUCUGGUGGUUCUAGCUGUGGGAAUAUGGGCAAUGGUACGGACCAAUCGAGCCACAGUGGGAGGCUUUUUCCUGGCUGGCAGAAGUAUGGUGUGGUGGCCAAUUGGAGCCUCUCUCUUUGCAAGUAACAUCGGAAGUGUGCAUUUUGUGGGAAUAGCAGGAACUGGAGCGGCUGCUGGUAUUGCUAUCGGGGGGUUUGAGUGGAAUGCUCUUGUUCUCGUGAUUGUUCUGGGAUGGCUUUUCGUGCCCAUCUACAUAAAGGCUGGGGUCGUGACCAUGCCAGAGUUUCUGAAGAAACGCUUUGGUGGGCAGCGGAUCCGGAUCUACCUGUCCGUGCUUUCCCUGUUUCUUUACGUUUUCACCAAAAUCUCUGCGGACAUGUAUGCUGGAGCCAUUUUCAUCAGCCAGGCUCUGGGACUAAACAUUUACCUGGCUGUUGUUAUUUUGCUGCUCAUUACGGCUCUUUACACAGUAACAGGUGGUCUAGCUGCAGUCAUCUACACAGACACCCUGCAGACCAUCAUCAUGGUUGUGGGAUCAUUCAUUCUUAUGGGUUUUGCGUUCAAUGAGGUGGGAGGCUAUGAGAACUUCAAAGACCGAUACAUGACUGCGAUCCCGUCAGUGGUGGGAGUGAACAUCAGUGAAGAGUGCUACACUCCUCGUGCAGACUCAUUCCACAUCUUUAGAGACCCCAUCACCGGCGAUCUGCCCUGGCCUGGCCUGGUCUUUGGUCUUUCUAUCCAAGCCACCUGGUACUGGUGCGCUGACCAGGUGAUUGUGCAGCGCUGUCUGUCUGCCAAGAACCUGUCUCAUGUGAAAGCGGGCUGCAUCCUGUGUGGUUACCUCAAACUUCUGCCAAUGUUCCUCAUGGUUUUCCCUGGCAUGAUCAGCCGAGUGCUGUACACAGAUGAGAUUGCAUGCGUGGAUCCAGCAGAGUGUGACUACUACUGUGGAGCCAGUGUGGGCUGCAGUAAUAUUGCUUAUCCAAAACUAGUGGUGGAUCUGAUGCCAAACGGUCUCAGAGGGUUGAUGUUGUCCGUCAUGUUGGCCUCUCUGAUGAGUUCACUCACUUCCAUCUUUAACAGCUCCAGCACACUCUUCACCAUAGACAUUUACACCAAGAUCUGCCCCAAAUCCAAGGAAAAGGAGCUCAUGAUCGCGGGGAGGGUGUUCAUGCUGUUUCUGAUCGGCGUGAGUAUCGCGUGGAUCCCCAUCGUUCAGUCGGCUCAGAGCGGGCAGCUCUUCGACUACAUUCAGUCCAUCACCAGUUAUCUGGCUCCACCCAUUGCUGCUGUCUUCACCCUCGCCAUUUUCUGCAAGCGAGUCAAUGAACCAGGUGCUUUCUACGGGUUGUGUAUUGGUCUGUUGGUGGGUCUGGCACGUAUGAUAACUGAGUUUGCCUACGGCACAGGCAGCUGCGUGAGUCCCAGUCACUGUCCCACGAUCAUCUGUGGUGUGCACUACCUCUAUUUUGCCCUCAUCAUCUUUGGCCUGUCCUGUAUAUUGAUACUGGGCAUCUCCCUCAUGACCAAACCCAUUGAUGACAAACAUGUGAUUGUGCAGCGCUGUCUGUCUGCCAAGAACCUGUCUCAUGUGAAAGCGGGCUGCAUCCUGUGUGGUUACCUCAAACUUCUGCCAAUGUUCCUCAUGGUUUUCCCUGGCAUGAUCAGCCGAGUGCUGUACACAGAUGAGAUUGCAUGCGUGGAUCCAGCAGAGUGUGACUACUACUGUGGAGCCAGUGUGGGCUGCAGUAAUAUUGCUUAUCCAAAACUAGUGGUGGAUCUGAUGCCAAACGGUCUCAGAGGGUUGAUGUUGUCCGUCAUGCUGGCCUCUCUGAUGAGUUCACUCACUUCCAUCUUUAACAGCGCUAGCACACUCUUCACAAUGGACAUUUACACCAAGAUCCGCCCCAAAUCCAAGGAAAAGGAGCUCAUGAUCGCGGGGAGGGUGUUCAUGCUGUUUCUGAUCGGCGUGAGUAUCGCGUGGAUCCCCAUCGUUCAGUCGGCUCAGAGCGGGCAGCUCUUCGAAUACACUCAGUCCAUCACCAGUUAUCUGGCUCCACCUAUCGCCGCUGUCUUCAUCCUCGCCAUUUUUUGCAAGCGAGUCAAUGAACCAGGUGCUUUCUACGGGUUGUGUAUUGGUCUGUUGGUGGGUCUGGCACGUAUGAUAACUGAGUUUGCCUACGGCACAGGCAGCUGCGUGAGUCCCAGUCACUGUCCCACGAUCAUCUGUGGUGUGCACUACCUCUAUUUUGCCCUCAUCAUCUUUGGCCUGUCCUGUAUAUUGAUACUGGGCAUCUCCCUCAUGACCAAACCCAUUGAUGACAAACAUGCUGUACAAAUCAUGCAGUUAGUUGAAGAUGACUGGACUGAAGAUCAGGAUUCAGACUCUAUGCAAACAGAAGAGGUGCAUGAGGAUCCAAGCUGUUGGAAGAAGGCCUACAACUGGUUCUGCGGCUUUGAUCAAGGCAAUGCACCUAAACUGACUAAAGAACAGGAGGCGGAGUUGAUACAAUGCAAGGAAAAUAUGGCAGCUUGUGCUGGUCAACUGAAGUCUUCGUAA